AUGAGCACCAAGGAUCCUAAAUAUUCAAAAGAUUUAAAUAAAAUUAAAUUAAAGCCCAAAAAUGAAAUUGAAAAUACUAUUGAAUAUCUCAUUAAAGAUGCCAUCUCUACUACCCAAUAUCUAAAUCUCAUCCAAUAUUUUAAUACUGCUACUUCAACUCAAAAUAAAAUAACUAAGAAAAUCAUUGUUCCUGAUACACCACUACCAAAUGCUGCAGCACAGAAAAAAGUAAAAGAACUUAUUAUUAAAACAACUGAGAAAAUUGCCAAAUAUCAAGAGGAAUAUAAUUUGACAACUGAUCCAGGGCCCAAAUAG
This is a messenger RNA of Cetraspora pellucida, 315 nucleotides long. NCBI's taxonomy places the organism in Eukaryota, Fungi, Glomeromycota, Glomeromycetes, Diversisporales, Gigasporaceae. The record is from the annotation of a GenBank genome assembly.